Molecule: messenger RNA, 7585 nt
Organism: Coregonus sp. 'balchen'
Lineage: Eukaryota; Metazoa; Chordata; Actinopteri; Salmoniformes; Salmonidae
Source: the annotation of a GenBank genome assembly
UGCGUCACAUCAUAGCGACACACUCCGGUGCCAGGGACAGAGUCGAUUUAAACAGUAAAAACAUUCAGGUACAGUGUGGUACUUUUACGCCCUUUUCGGUGUUUCUUGUUUCACAAAACCUACACAAAUUAUGUCUGUAUUUCUAAAUGACAUGUUACAGUCAAACAAAAGAGAGCGCCAAGUGUUAUAAAAAAGUGUUAUUUACUAAGGAAGUCCAUAGGUUGCCAGUGGCAGGUUGUUAGCUUAGCAUAAGUUAGCACAAUGUGGACUCACGCACCUGCAAACCCAAACAGUUUGCUAGUUAUUGCUUGGUGGUGUUUGUGUUCUACACCACGGUCAAUAAUCCCUACAUCAAUCAAUACUUGAUAGUAACCUGUUGACACUUUCGUCACAUUUUUCUUGCUGAGUUGAAUGUCACUGUUGGAUUUGUUACUCAGCUAAUAAGCUAACCCACAGCUAGCUCGUGUCAAAGCGAACUACGCUAGCUAGCCUAGCAUACCAAAGGUUACUGUGACUAACGUGAUAGCUAUGCUAAAUAAAUUUAGCAAUGUGGCUAGCUAGCUACAUCCAUUAGCUUUAGCGUAGUCGAUAAAUGGCGCAAUGUUUUACUUUCAGAAUAGGUAACCAGGUAGGUAAAGUCUCAUUAAAUUGUGUGGAGGUUAUUAGCUAACACUAAUUGUCUAGCUAGUGCCUGCUAAUAAUUUAAUAUCAAAACUAGCCAACGUUAUGUACUUGUUUUAUUGCCACCACUGUGUGGCAAAUUUACUUAUUUGGGUGUCUAAUAUUGAUUGAACUAUAACGUACGAGUGUUACUGCAAUAGCGGUGUUUAGGCUACAUCGUUUUAACGUGGUCCUUCACUUGUGUUCAGUCGGAUAAUUAUGUUCACUUCGGUGUCCGGGUGAUCUAAAUCAAGGGAAUUGAGGGGUUCCUGUGCUGACUCAUGUGGCGGGUCCUUCUGUUGGUACUGUUAGGUCGAGCACGGUGAUAAUCUUCAACUAUCUUCUUAAAGGAUUCUAUCCCUUCUUGAUUGUUGGGGGAACUGUGGUCCGGUGUUAAAUUAAUCUAUUAAUAACUCUAACUACCUCUACUGCCAAUGCUACCCUAGUUAUUAGAAUGAUGUGACCUUUGGUCAGAUCGGAGUAAAAGGUAAAGGUGAGGACCUACCUUGCCCUGCUAGAGUUGGUGCCUUGCUAAACAGACAGUGUGUGGUUGCUAACUUACUGUCUCAUUACCUCAACGUUUACAAAUUGUCUUGAAGCUGUUAAUAUAAGUGACACACCACUGACAUGAUCAGUGAAUGAUCAAGUAUGAACAGGUUCUGUUGAUGAAUUGAAUCAAUGCUUACUCACAUGGUCAGGUGUACUCAAAUAGUCCGGUGGAUGGACACCCCCAGAUAUUUCACUGAAUUGACUUUUCCUCUUUUGCAGUUUGGGACCAAUAUCAUGGAGGCCACAGGGUUCUGUGGGAUGGAGGUGGCGACUCGGGGGCUAGUGGGGGGAUCUGGCAGCAGCUCCCCUCCAGAGCUGGACAGCCCAGGUUGCCAGGAGCAUGUGGGGGUGUUUGAGCUGGUCAGUGGCUCCUGCAGUGAGGAGGUGAGAGGGGAGACUCCAGGGAGAGAGGACUGCCCCCUGGACCCCAACAAUGCUGAGCUAGACCCAGGCAGGGGUGGCAAGAUCAAGGACCAAAAGGGAUUCGGUAGGUUGACACGAGACUCUGUCGUUGCCUUUCUAAAGUGUGUGGUAAUAUAAGGAAUCACUACACUGCAUGCUAUUAUGAUUAUUUUUGCCAAGUUAUUGAGAAUGCCCCUUCCUCUUCAACCAUGGCAAGUGGCUGAUCUCAUCACUUGUGGUGUUUUGUAACAGGAAAAGAGGUUCUCCUACUGAUGCAAGCCCUGACCACUCUAGCCUCCCCAGAGGAGAAGCUGGCCGCUUUGUGCAAGAAGUAUGCUGAUUCGGUAAGCGCUGGAAGCCGCCACACGUCUAUGCUGCUUUAAGUGAUUAUUUGCAUGUAAGAGUAGUUAAUUAAUUGCUGUGGGCCACUGCUAGUUGAUAAGCUAACAUGUUCAUCCCUGUUUGCUUUUUGAGUUUGUAUUCAUUAGGGCACGCCGUAGCAAAACUAUUUUGCAAUUUCUAAUUACACCAGUCCAGGUAGUUUUCAUCCAUUUCGUGCCUAAUGAACACUGAACAGGUCUCAUUUGAGUCCCUGUUCAAAUGGUGUUUAGGGUAUUACUACUCCGAUGUGUCCUGUGACAGCUUGAUUGACUGACUGACUGAUUGUUCGAAUGAUUUUCAGCUGGAGGAGAGCCGCAGUAUACAGAAGCAGGUGAAGGUCCUGCAGAAGAAGCAGUCCCAGAUGGUCAAGGAGAAGAUUCACCUGCAGAGUGAACACAGCAAGGCCAUCCUGGCACGCAGCAAGCUGGAGAGCCUCUGUAGGGAACUACAGAGACACAACAAGACCCUCAAAGUAGGUUGUGAGGAGAGUCCGUCACACAGCAAGUCAGUUAGUGGCUACUGUAUGCCUAUGUACUCAUUGAAUUAGAUAUAGAAUCAUAUAGGACCUCUGUGUGUGUCACAUUUUAUUCAUCACAUGCUCCGAACACAACUGGUGUAGACAUUACAGUGAAAUACUUGCUUAUGAACCUUUCCCAACAAUGCAGAGUUAAAAAUAGAAUCCACAAGUAUGGAGCUAUAUUCCAGGAGCACCAGUCACAUUCAGGGUUGGGUUCCAUUCAGGUUUCAAUUCAGUCAAUUCCGGAAGUGAAAACGCCUCCUAGAAAACAUUUUUAUGAAUGAAUUAAAUUUCAAUAGAAUUCAUGAAUUGAAAACAGAAUUGACCUCAUCCCUGUUACCAUUUUUUUUUGGAAAAUGUAACGCUUGCCGUCUCCCCUGUCAGGAUGACAACACGCAGCGGUCCAGGGAGUAUGAGGAGCGUCGUAAGGAGGCCACCCUUCACUUCCAGAUGACGCUGAACCAGAUCGAGGUACAGAUGGAGCAACACAACAUUCACAACUCCAAGCUGCGCCAGGAGAACAUGGAGCUGGCCCAGAAACUCAAGAAGCUCAUCAAACAGUACGAGCUCAGGGAGGAGGUAGGCGGUCGAGGCUGUACCUCUUUCUACCCUCUAUCUUUGUCUUUCUUUUCGCACGCGCACACUCUCUCUUCCUCCCAUUCUCUCUAUCUCUCUCCUCCCUCUCUCUCUAUACCCCUUCUGUCUCUUUAGUCAGGUGCCUAUGGCAGAUGCAGGCCUACAACAUGUAGGAGAAAUCUGAUUGGUACUCUGAUUAGAGGAUUACUGCAUGUUUCAACACUUAGUGGGAUUUAUUCAGGAUUUAGUUUGGAAUUGCCCAGAUGGAUGUUUUUUACUAGGUGUAUUUUUCAGCAUGUUAAAUGCAUUUAAGAGCCUCUGGAAAUCUGACUGCACAUUGACAUGGUGUUCUGCUCUGUCCUGUCUGUCGGUCUGUUCCCAGCACAUUGACAUGGUGUUCUGCUCUGGCCUGUCUGUCGGUCGGUCUGUUCCCAGCACAUUGACAUGGUGUUCUGCUCUGGCCUGUCUGUCGGUCGGUCUGUUCCCAGCACAUUGACAUGGUGUUCUGCUCUGUCCUGUCUGUCGGUCGGUCUGUUCCCAGCACAUUGACAUGGUGUUCUGCUCUGUCCUGUCUGUCGGUCUGUUCCCAGCACAUUGACAAGGUGUUCUGCUCUGUCCUGUCUGUUUCCAGCACAUUGACAAGGUGUUCUGCUCUGUCCUGUCUGUCUGUUCCCAGCACAUUGACAUGGUGUUCUGCUCUGUCCUGUCUGUCUGUUUCCCAGCACAUUGACAUGGUGUUCUGCUCGUCUGUCUGUCUGUUCCAGCACAUUGACAUUGGUGUUCUGCUCUUCCUGUCGGUCGGUCUGUUCCCAGCACAUUGACAUGGUGUUCUGCUCUGUCCUGUCUGUCUGUUCCCAGCACAUUGACAUGGGGUUCUGCUCUGUCCUGUCUGUCUGUUCCCAGCACAUUGACAUGGUGUUCUGCUCUGUCCUGUCGGUCGGUCUGUUCCCAGCACAUUGACAUGGUGUUCUGCUCUGUCCUGUCUGUCUGUUCCCAGCACAUUGACAUGGUGUUCUGCUCUGACCUGUCUGUCUGUCUGUUCCCAGCACAUUGACAUGGUGUUCUGCUCUGUCCUGUCGGUCUGUUCCCAGCACAUUGACAUGGUGUUCUGCUCUGUCCUGUCUGUCUGUUCCCAGCACAUUGACAUGGUGUUCUGCUCUGUCCUGUCUGUCUGUUCCCAGCACAUUGACAUGGUGUUCUGCUCUGUCCUGUCUGUCUGUUCCCAGCACAUUGACAUGGCGUUCUGCUCUGUCCUGUCUGUCGGUCUGUUUCCAGCACAUUGACAUGGUGUUCUGCUCUGUCCUGUCUGUCUGUUCCCAGCACAUUGACAUGGUGUUCUGCUCUGUCCUGUCUGUCUGUUCCCAGCACAUUGACAUGGUGUUCUGCUCUGUCCUGUCGGUCUGUUCCCAGCACAUUGACAUGGUGUUCUGCUCUGGCCUUUUAGUCAGGUGCCUAUGGCAGAUGCAGGCCUACAACAUGUAGGAGAAAUCUGAUUGGUACUUUGAUUAGAGGAUUACUGCAUGUUUCAACACUUAGUAGGAUUUAGUUUGGAAUUGCCCAGAUGGAUGUUUUUUACUAGGUGUAUUUUUCAGCAUGUUAAAUGCAUUUAAGAGCCUCUGGAAAUCUGACUGCACAUUGACAUGGUGUUCUGCUCUGUCCUGUCUGUCGGUCUGUUUCCAGCACAUUGACAUGGUGUUCUGUCCUGUCUGUCUGUCUGUUUCCAGCACAUUGACAUGGUGUUCUGCUCUGUCCUGUCUGUCGGUCUGUUCCCAGCACAUUGACAUGGUGUUCUGCUCUGUCCUGUCUGUCGGUCUGUUCCCAGCACAUUGACAAGGUGUUCUGCUCUGUCCUGUCUGUCGGUCUGUUCCCAGCACAUUGACAUGGUGUUCUGCUCUGUCCUGUCUGUCGGUCUGUUCCCAGCACAUUGACAUGGUGUUCUGCUCUGGCCUGUCUGUCUGUUCCCAGCACAUUGACAUGGUGUUCUGCUCUGUCUGUCUGUUCCCAGCACAUUGACAUGGUGUUCUGCUCUGUCCUGUCUGUCGGUCUGUUUCCAGCACAUUGACAUGGUGUUCUGCUCUGUCUGUCUGUUCCCAGCACAUUGACAUGGUGUUCUGCUCUGUCCUGUCUGUGGGUCUGUUCCCAGCACAUUGACAUGGUGUUCUGCUCUGUCCUGUCUGUCUGUUCCCAGCACAUUGACAAGGUGUUCUGCUCUGUCCUGUCUGUCGGCCUGUUCCCAGCACAUUGACAUGGUGUUCUGCUCUGUCCUGUCUGUCGGUCUGUUCCCAGCACAUUGACAAGGUGUUCUGCUCUGUCCUGUCUGUCGGUCUGUUCCCAGCACAUUGACAUGGUGUUCUGCUCUGUCCUGUCUGUCUGUUCCCAGCACAUUGACAAGGUGUUCAAGCACAAGGAGAAGCAGCAGCAGUUGGUGGAUGCCAAGCUCCAGAGGACAGCUGAGCUGAUGAGAGAGGUGGAGGGGAAGCAGCAGAGAGAGAGAGACUUUGUGAGUCCCACUGCCAUGGGUCAUUAUUCUGAAGAUGUUCUAGAUGGCGACAAAUAACUGGAGGCCUGUGUUCCAUAGGGCACACAACUGAAAACAUUUUAUAAUAUAAUAUGCCAUUUAGCAGACGCUUUUAUCCAAAGCGACUUACAGUCAUGUGUGCAUACAUUUUUACGUAUGGGUGGUCCCGGGGAUCGAACCCACUACCCUGGCGUUACAAGCGCCAUGCUCUACCAAUUGAGCUACAGAGGACCAAUUGGAACUUAAAAUGAGGUCCAGGUGCCUAAUGAACACAACCCAGGACAGAGUAUUUGUUUAUCUCUGUAAUAACUGGAAGUGAGUGACAGUUAGUAGUCUGUUUGCAUUGAUUGAAUUGGUUGACUGUUUGUCAGAAGUUGUGACCAUUUCCGUCUCCUGUUCAGCUCCUGAAAGACGCCACAGAGUCCAGACAUGAGUGUGAGCUGAUGAAGGAACAGGAGACUCAGCUCAAACAGCAGGUAGCUAGCUGCCUUUUCUUUCCAUGUUCUGUGUCAGUCAGUUUAUAUUGAUGAGGACUAUGUUAAUAUGUUUAUAUUGAUGGGGACUAUGUUUAUAUGGAUCGUGACUGUAUGUUAUGACUGAAAUGUUAUGUCCGGAGACACUUGAAACCCCACCUCUUUAAGGAAUACCUGGGAUAGGAUAAAGUAAUCCUUCUAUCCCCCCCUUACCCCACCCCAAAGAAAGAAAAAAAAUAAAAAUAUUGUAAAGUGGUGAUCCCACUGGCUAUAAGGUGAAUGCACCAAUUUGUAAGUCGCUCUGGAUAAGAGCGUCUGCUAAAUGACGUAAAUGUAUUUGUGGUUUUUAGCUCUCUCUGUACAUGGACAAGUUUGAGGAGUUUCAGACCACUCUGGCGAAAAGCAACGAGGUGUUCACUACCUUCAGACAGGAGAUGGAGAAGGUUUGGAACAAAAUAUUUAACAUAAAACACCCUUGUGUUUCUUUGGUAUAUAGCUGGAAGGGGUUUAGAUCUGUAGACCUCUCUAUAGCUGGAAGGGGUUUAGAUCUGUAGACCUCUCUAUAGCUGGAAGGAUUUAGAUCUGUAGACCUCUCUAUAGCUGGAAGGAUUUAGAUCUGUAGACCUCUCUGUAGCUGGAAGGGUUUAGAUCUGUAGACCUCUCUGUAGCUGGAAGGAUUUAGAUCUGUAGACCUCUCUAUAGCUGGAAGGAUUUAGAUCUGUAGACCUCUCUAUAGCUGGAAGGGGUUUAGAUCUGUAGACCUCUCUAUAGCUGGAAGGGUUUAGAUCUGUAGACCUCUCUAUAGCUGGAAGGGGUUUAGAUCUGUAGACCUCUCUAUAGCUGGAAGGAUUUAGAUCUGUAGACCUCUCUAUACCUGGAAGGAUUUAGAUCUGUAGACCUCUCUGUAGCUGGAAGGAUUUAGAUCUGUAGACCUCUCUAUAGACCUCUCUCUAUCUUUCUUCUGUUCUCCAGAUGACCAAGAAGAUCAAGAAGCUGGAGAAGGAGACGACUGUGUGGAGGACCAAGUGGGAGACCAACAACCAGGCUCUGCUACAGAUGGCUGAGGAGGUGAUGAGAAACCCUUCCAUCUUACUUCAUCAUUUACAAAUAAUAGCAGAGAUUUUUUUAUUGUACGGUCAAAUUUCACAAUGAAGUAUCUCAACGAAUGAUGUCACUUAAUGAUAGAAUAUCUGAUGUUGAAUGUGGUUUACUGUUUGUCCUCUCCAGAAAACAUUGCGGGACAAACAUUACAAGGGCCUGCAUGGGAAGCUGGAGCGCCUGGAGAAACUGUGCCAGGCCUUGCAGAUGGAGAGGGACGACCUCACCACCAAACUGGGAGAACUACAGUCAACAACCACGGAGGAGGAGGAGGGGCCUCCAGACCCCCAGCCCAACCAGGAGUCUACCCAGGAUGAGCUCUCUCCGCCUGGGAGGGGGGAAGAGACACAGCCCCCUACUACCCCUGAACUGGAGCCAGAGACCUCCACAACAGAGCAACUUGACAACUGA